Messenger RNA from Phyllostomus hastatus (greater spear-nosed bat), 1269 nucleotides. RefSeq names its product INO80 complex subunit E (gene INO80E). Gene Ontology annotation, cellular component: nucleus; Ino80 complex. The record is from RefSeq and is a predicted model, not a curated record. NCBI's taxonomy places the organism in Eukaryota, Metazoa, Chordata, Mammalia, Chiroptera, Phyllostomidae. Gene Ontology annotation, biological process: chromatin remodeling. Bases 143 to 877 code for a protein of 244 amino acids. The transcript is spliced from 7 exons.
CCCUGGGCGUGGGGUACGCCGGGAGUUGUAGUUCCAGCUGACACAGUUUUAUCUAAUCUCCGGAAGUGAAGGCGUGAGAGGCUGAGCUAAACCGUCUCGGGGUAGCGGGACUUAGUGCUGAGGCACUGCUCCCGGGGCGAUCAUGAACGGGCCGGCGGACAGCGAGGUGGACUACAAGAAGAAAUACAGGAACCUGAAACGGAAGCUCAAGUUCCUCAUCUACGAACACGAGUGCUUUCAGGAGGAACUGAGGAAGGCGCAGAGGAAAUUGCUGAAGGUGUCCCGAGACAAGAGUUUCCUCCUAGACCGACUCUUGCAGUACGAGAAUGUGGAUGAAGAUUCUUCUGACUCAGAUGCUACUGCAUCUUCAGAUAACAGCGAGACAGAGGGAACACCCAAGUUGUCAGACACACCAGCCCCCAAGAGGAAGAGAAGCCCUCCGAUGGGGGGAGCCCCCUCUCCCUCCAGCCUCUCUCUGCCUCCUUCAACAGGGUUUCCCCUUCAGGUCCCCGGAGCCCCCUCCCCAUACCUGAGCUCGCUGGCUUCCCCCCCCUACCCCCCAUUCCCUUCUGACUACCUGGCCCUGCAGCUGCCCGAGCCCAGCCCCCUGAGGCCCAAGCGGGAGAAACGGCCCCGCCUGCCCCGGAAACUGAAGAUGACGGUGGGACCCCCCGACUGCCCUGUGGGAGGGCCGCUGACCUUCCCCAGCCGCGGUUCUGCGGCUGGAGUGGGGGCAGCCCUGGCCUCACUGCCACCCCCUAAGAUGCCCCCUCCCACAAUCCUGAGUGCAGUCCCUCGGCAGAUGUUCAGCGACGCAGGCAGCGGGGAUGACGCCCUGGAUGGUGAUGAUGACCUGGUGAUUGACAUCCCGGAGUGACCCCCACCCCUGCCCGAGCCCCUGUCCAUCGCCCCCUGUGCCAACACACAUGAGCCCCGAGCUUCCACAGAGACAUUUAUUGACGCCCAGUUGCCAUGCUGCGGCCACUGACACAAUCAGAAAAGGUGUAAACAUGCACAAAAGUCCCCUGGAAGGGGGACCUCACCGGGGAGGGCAGGGGUCUGCCCUCACAUCCUGGCCCCAUCGUGGGGGCGGGUAUUUUAAAUGAGUGGCUGGGAAUACCUGCCACCUCCGGGAGGGGUGGAGACCCUGUGGUGCGCCCCCAUGCUCCCCCCACCUUUUUAAAAGGGCAGCUGUACAGGGCUAGGUGUUGUGUUAUGUUUUGUUUUGUUUUUUAAACAAAGAUUCUUUAUUAAAGGAGUGGCUCUGUU